CGUCGAUUCACGUAUUCAGUCACUUGCACGGCUCCCUUUCGUCUCUUCUUUUUUCCCGCCAGCUAGCGCUGUCCUCCCGCUCCUCUGCUCUGCCAUGACAUAGCCAAACCGCGCCUCUACCUCGACGUCCACUCGCACCAACCCUCGUCCACACGCAGCCAUGGCGCUUGCACCACUGGGAGCGCAGACGCGCCCGUACAAGGACUACCUGACCCCCGCCCUGCACCGCCGCUUCACCAAAGCCAGCAGAUACACGCUUCUGCUCUGCUACCUGAUCGCAUGCUGGAUGGGAGAAUAUGACAGCCUCAUAUGGCUGCUGUCCCCCAUUGGCCCCACGGGUAUACGGACCCUCCUCCUCUUCAUACCCGCCCUCACCAUCUACGUGCUCCGUGUCGCCCAGUGGCACGUCGGCCCCCGCCAAACGCAGACGCGCGCCGAGACAUUCAACAAGUACUUCCUGCGCAAGUCGACCUUCCUGACCCUCGUCUUCUACACCUUCUCCGCCUGGCUCUACAACGAGGUCUACGUUUGGUCGCGCGCGGGCUGGAGCAGGCUUGGAUACACGGAAUAUGGACGCGCACAGGAGCGCCUCAAGCUGAACGAGAGGCCGCUCUACCUGCGCUACCUCUUCCUUUUGCUCGCGCUCGCUCAGACCGUCGUGCACCUGUCCGAGGACUAUGAUAAGAUUGCGAUCCCGACCAUGAGCCCAAAGACGCUUCGCCAAGACUCGUCUGCUCCUGCGCUGCUGAGGUCCCCCAACCCCAGGCGGGUGCUCGUGAAGAAACUCACAAAGAUGGUCGUUUUGGCUGGCAUCACCGCCUGCUCCGUCACCCUGGCUGGGACGGUCAUCUACUUUGCUGGACUUCGCCAGCUGAUGUGGGAUUACCACUACAGCUUCAGCCGCUACUUCAUCAGCUUGGCAAAGACCUCCAGACCGACGGGACUUGCGCCCUUUCUGCCACUAGUCGCCAGCUUUGUCACUGAGGGUACUUUGCUUGUCCUUUUGUGGGAGUUUGUCAACGAGGCCUUCAACCUGUACAUUGCGCAGGAACCGCUGAAGAACGACCAGCCCAUCACAAACGAUUCUACAGACCCCAACGGCACUCUGCUCAACGGGUUGAAGUCAAAGAAGGAGGCUGUUAAGGCCAUCGCUUUCUGGGAGCUUGCCCUGAUCACCGACGCCUUCCCCGACCGACGUGCCACAAUCUACCGCGAAGUUGAGCGCAAGAAAGCACCCACCUUCCAACAGGUCACCGACCUCUGCCUCGCCGAAAUCAAGCUCCUCAUCGAUCGCGUAAACCUCGGCCUCAAUCCCGCCUACAACCCCCCAUCCGCAGCAGGAAAGCAAGAGCCCGCCGCUCCCGUCAACCUCGUCCCACAGAUCGCACAACCCCUCAACAACGACAAAGCCAUCACCGUUGUGCCACCAAAAACCAACUCGCGAUGGGAGCUCAUCGAGAACGCAACCGCCGACAUGGCAAAACUCCACAGCGCCCCAGGCAACGCACAACAAGCUUACGGCCGCGAAGCCCUAAACAAAAGCAUGCAGAAAGCCCAACAAGGCGCCCACCACGCUGAAUCUGCUCUCUCCCUCUACUACAAUAAGCUCGUCGCCUCCCCACUCGGCGCUCCCUUCCGCUACUCCCUCACCCGCACAGCAAGCCUCGUCGUCCUCGGCGCGCCGUACUCCCGCAUCUCCCUAAUCUGCAAUGCUGUCACAGCUAUCACCAAUCUGGCUGUCUACUCCAUCCGCGAAGACACGCUGGGCCGCUUCAACGAGGGCGUUCCGGCUAUCAUCCGCGUCUUCACCGCUGCUAUCAAUAAAAUCGACGAGUAUAUGGAGAAUGUGGAGAUACACUGGUCGGACUACGACACGGCUAAGUUGCCAGAGGCGCAGAGGCGUAAGAUACCGGAGGUUGAGCGCGUGAGGACGUGUUUGAAGGAUGGGCUGGAGCUCGUCUUGGGUAGCUUCAAUGAGUAUUUGCUUGGUAUGGGGAUGAGCAGGGUGGAGGUUCUCGAGGCGAAGAAGGCGGUUGUUAGGGCGCCUGAGAUGGUGGAAAAUGGUGCUGGGGCUGGGCAAUGAGGGGGGGUUUUGCCUCAUGGGGAGAUUACGCGCUUUGGGUUUGGGGUUUGGAGACAAUCUAGAGGUUCUUGGUGGAUUGGUGCAAUGCAAUGCAAUGUAGAGGAGACAGAUACCCAUGUACACUUUCACGAUUAAUACCACGAUACGGUAGCC
Molecule: messenger RNA, 2236 nt
Organism: Dothidotthia symphoricarpi CBS 119687
Lineage: Eukaryota; Fungi; Ascomycota; Dothideomycetes; Pleosporales; Dothidotthiaceae
Exons: 3
Coding region: 161-2083 (640 amino acids)
Biological process (GO): nuclear pore organization; spindle pole body localization
Cellular component (GO): nuclear pore transmembrane ring; spindle pole body
Molecular function (GO): spindle pole body-nuclear membrane anchor activity
Source: RefSeq, a predicted model, not a curated record